UGGAGCUCAAAAAGGCGAACUGCGUGUCGUGCCGCUACAAACUGUUUCAAGGAACAACACAAAACACCAGAGCGGCGGACUCAACGGUUAACCUGCAACAGUCACCUUCAGUCACCUCAGCACCGAACGAUUCGACCGACUGCUUUAUGAUUCCCGUCGUGUUAACGGCCGUCAACCCAGAAAGAUGCCGCAGAAAGCACUGGGAUCCAUUGUAGGUCUGCUUUGUACCGGGACCUGUCUGGUGCAGGGAAAGGAGUUCUGUUCCGGGGUCAACAACGAGCAGUACCGCUGUGAGAUGGGCUACUGCUGCGGAGAGACAGAAUGCUGCACCUACUACUACGAGCUCUGGUGGUUCUGGUUGGUGUGGACCCUUAUCAUCAUGCUCAGCUGCUGCUGCGCCUACCGACACCGUCGGGUUAAGAUGCGUCUUCAGCAGGAGCAACGUCAACGCGAGAUCAGCCUCAUGGCGUACCAGGGCGCCUCCAGCUCUUUCAUUUCCCCUCCACCGCUCAAUCUACGGUUCUGGAACGACUGCAAGCUCCCUGACUACGAGGAGGUAGUAGGUCACCCCCCCACGCCACCUCCGCCGUACUCUGAGAACCCCCCGGAGGCCGCGCCAGCAUUCCUUCCUCAAGUGAGACAGCCGAGCGCCGCGGUGCCCCGCCCCCUGCCCGGGGGAGACGCGAGGGCGGACAGCCAGGCCUCGGGCGGCUCGUCGGAGCAGCAGCAGGCGGCGACGAUGUCGACCCAAGCACAAUGUCUGGUCGAGGAGAACGUGGAGGCAUCAAUGAUUGUGGAGGUUGAGGAAGAGGAGGACGAGGAGCUCGUCACUCGGCGUCGCCACGUGACCGGCGACUCGGGGAUUGAGGUGUGCGUUUGCCAGCUGGACGUGGAUGAGUGCUCGGGGCUCGAGGAGGAGAGCGACGAGGAGCACCGGCUGUGCAAGGUCACCAGUCAGGACUGCUGCUCCGGACACCAGCAGCCGCCCUUCAGGCCCAAGGAGCUCGGCGCCGAGCUGCCCGGCCAGACCGCCAGCACCAGCACGGGAGACCACAUGGUGUGAUCCAACUUAAACGGCCAACCAGCUUGGCUUUCUGCUCCACGUAGGGUGACGUCAUCGUCAUCAUCAUCACCAUCACCAUAGAGACUGUUUGUUUUCAUCCUUUUGAUCGACACAUGACAUGGUGAUGAUGACGACAACGACUAAUUCUUAACUGCUCCUGACGCGGCAACAUGAAUAACAUUGUGUGGACAAAGUCCAUUUCUUUUCGCUUUUUUCUUUUAGUGGAAAACAAGAAAACAAACAGUCUGUUUUCAUUUUUCUUAUUUUUGUUUUCUUAGUAUUUGAAUUGACGAGGGCGUCACAGAUGGUGAGACAACAACAAAUGAUUGUGACUGUUCGGCUCCGCUUUCAUGUUUCCGUUUCUGUCUCGCCGCUCUCCUUGGCCAGAGCAUCUCUGGCCCCCCCUCCAGCUGACAUUUUACCUCCGGUGGGGGGGGGGGGGGGGGGGG
Messenger RNA from Gasterosteus aculeatus aculeatus (three-spined stickleback), 1512 nucleotides. It is a transcript of the gene wbp1, whose product is annotated as WW domain binding protein 1. Lineage: Eukaryota; Metazoa; Chordata; Actinopteri; Perciformes; Gasterosteidae. The record is from RefSeq and is a predicted model, not a curated record.